Aureobasidium melanogenum CBS 110374 is the source of this 1335-nucleotide messenger RNA. RefSeq lists its product as uncharacterized. The record is from RefSeq and is a predicted model, not a curated record. NCBI's taxonomy places the organism in Eukaryota, Fungi, Ascomycota, Dothideomycetes, Dothideales, Saccotheciaceae. Bases 1 to 1335 code for a protein of 444 amino acids. The transcript is spliced from 2 exons.
AUGAAGCCCUCUACUCUCAUCGGCACCUCUGCCGCCAUCACUGGAGCUGUCGCCAUUUCUGGCAACUCUUCGAUUACUUCUUCACUUGCCUCUCCCACAGGCGGCUCCAACUCUUCCGCCUACCCUCCCAUGUCUGAACAGAGUAAGAAGGAGAUUUAUGCUCUCCUCCACAGUCAGGACCGUCUCAUGAUCAGCCUCGGCAACACUGGCAACUGUGACACCGCGUCUUUCGGUCCCGAAGAGCGUCUGUUCUACAACGCCUGUUACGCAUAUCCUCAGAUCAUCAGCACCCGUGCCAGACACAUUCCCGACGUCAGAAUCAGCGAUAUGGACGAUACUUGUGUUCUGGCUGCCUUCGAAGGCAAUGACUGCACUGAGGGAGGCACCAUCAUCGCCGAGCUUGAGCAAGUUGAGGACCCUCGCGAUCCAGACGACAACACAGCCGUCUGUGUCUACGAUGGCAAGCUCAUUGACGACGAUGGCGAUAACUUCGGGGCUCUCAAGUGGGUCUGUGGCCCUGGCAUCGAGAAAGACUGGGAGAACCCUCGCAACAUCAGCAUCCAAUAUCGCGACCCAGACUCAGACUCCGACGACGACACUCAGUCGAUCUUCGCCAGAUCUGUGGACGCCGAACUCUCCCGCGACCACGUCACUGUCGCCCCUGCCGAUGGUCCCAACUGCAACAGCGCCCAGCACCGCGACACUGACACCAAGGUUCAGGGUCACUGCCACUCGUUCGACAAGCCUUUCUCUUCGCUCUCAGCCACCAUCAAGCGUGCAGGCCACAGCAAAGUCGGAGGCUCUGAGCCAUGCUCUGUUCUUGUCUUCAGCGACAACAAGUGCAAGAAGGACGGUGCUGAAAUUGUCGACCUCAACAACACUGGUGCUCUCGGUGUCUGCCACAACGUCUCUCUUCAUCACGGCAACGACGCUGUCACUCCCAUCGCUGGUCACUCUUGGAAGUGGGUCUGCGGUCGCCAGAAGAUCAAGGACUGCCUCAGUGGACCUGCCGACUCUGACACCGACACCGACACCGAUGAUGAGACUACCACCACUGUCAAGAAGGGCAAGACCCUCACUGUCACCGCCACUACCAGUUUGGCUUGCUCUUUGACCACCGAGGCCGCCCACUCUGUCGACGUUGUCACCAGCGUCAUCACCCACAAGCCUGUCACUCAUACCCUCACCAGCGUCUUCACCAAGACUCAGCUUCGUGUUCGCACUAAGCUUAUCACCAGUGUUGCCACCGCUGUCUCCACUGUUCGCCACACGUUGACUAAGCCUUUCAGCACCACCUACAAGGUCUGCGACGCUGAGGCUUCUUCUCAGGCUUGA